Messenger RNA from Argentina anserina (silverweed cinquefoil), 1712 nucleotides. Its product is annotated as abietadienol/abietadienal oxidase. Bases 32 to 1513 code for a protein of 493 amino acids. Gene Ontology annotation, biological process: multicellular organism development; sterol metabolic process; brassinosteroid biosynthetic process. The transcript has 9 exons. Gene Ontology annotation, molecular function: heme binding; oxidoreductase activity, acting on paired donors, with incorporation or reduction of molecular oxygen; monooxygenase activity. NCBI's taxonomy places the organism in Eukaryota, Viridiplantae, Streptophyta, Magnoliopsida, Rosales, Rosaceae. The record is from RefSeq and is a predicted model, not a curated record.
UUCUAUCAUCUGAGUCAAGCUAAGGCCGGAAAUGGGAGACCUUUUUUCACCAGGGACCAAGAGCUACCUGGUUAUUAUGAUCUUGUCCGUAUUCUGCGUAUUAUUUGUUGCGAAGUUUUUGCAGAAGAUUAAGGAAAAGAAGGUGGUAGGAUCAAGGAUGUACAAGUUUCCGCCGGGAAGAAGAGGCUGGCCGAUAGUUGGAGACAGCCUCGAAUGGUACAAUGCUGUUGCAAGUUCUCAUCCCCCGCAGUUUGUACAACAACAGAUCAAGAGGUUUGGGAAGAUAUUCUCCUGCAGUUUGUUUGGAAAACGGUGUGUAGUAUCAGCCGACCCGAGCUUUAACCGGUUUGUAAUGCAAAAUGAAGGUAAAUGGUUUCAGUCCAGCUAUCCAAAAUCUUUCAAAGACUUGGUCGGGAAAAAUGGUGUGAUCACGGUCCACGGUGAGCAACAGAGGAAACUCCACAGCAUCGCGUCCAAUAUGAUGCGUCUUGAUAAGCUUCUUAAGAUUAAUUUAUUGAACGAUGUUCAAAUGGUUACCACUAAAACUUUGAGCGACUUUGCAACCAAUGAUCAGCCAUUACGUCUCCAGGAUGUUUGUAGAAAGCUAGCCAUACAUCUUAUGGUUAAUCAACUAUUGGGAGUUUCGAGUGAGUCAGAGAUUAAUGAAAUGGCUCAGAGUUUCUCGGAUUUUGUUGAUGGUUGUCUCUCUGUUCCAAUAAACUUGCCCGGUUUUCCUUAUUACACUGCCAUGAAGGCAAGGGAGAAAAUCAUAACUAACAUAUAUAGGAUAAUCAAAGGACAGAGAGAAGGUGCACAUGAUAUCGGUAAUGGCGUGCUAGGAAGAAUACUGAAGGAAGAAAGCUUAGCUGAUGAGUCUGUUGCCGACUUCAUUAUCAAUCUUCUCUUUGCUGGCAACGAAACAACUGCCAAAACGAUGCUAUUUGCAAUCUAUUUCCUCACCCAGUGUCCUAGAGCAAUGCAACAAUUACUGGAUGAACAAGACAGUCUCAAAAGAAGCAAAUCUGUUGGGGAAGAACUGCUUACAUGGCAGGAUUAUAAAGCAAUGCCUUUUACUCAGUGUGUCAUCGAUGAAACACUUCGACUAGGAGGAAUUGCAAUUUGGCUACUGAGGGAGGCAAAAGAAGACGUUGAGUACCAAGACUAUGUUAUUCCCAAAGGAUGCUUUGUCGUUCCAUUCCUCUCAGCAGUUCAUUUGGAUGAGAAUGUGUAUAAGGAAGCGAUCGCCUUCAAUCCUUGGAGAUGGAUGGACAGUGAAAAUCAGGAUAAAAGAAAUUGGAGAAGUAGCCUUUACUUUGCACCAUUUGGUGGAGGAGCCAGAUUCUGUCCAGGAGCUGAGUUAGCUCGUCUUCAAAUUUCCAUUUUCCUCCAUUACUUAGUCACUUCAUAUAGUUGGACCCAACUCAAAGAGGAUCGUAUGUCAUUCUUUCCCUCGGCUCGUUUAGUGAAUGGCUUCCAAAUCUGCUUAACUAGACGACAUGAUCGAACAAUCUAGUAGCCAUGGAGUGAUGGAAAUGAUCGAGGUGUGAUUUUAGAUUAAGUCUUACUCUAUUUAAUUUGUUUAUUCACUUAACUGCAAGUCGUGUAAAUCGCCGUAAAAAUAAAUUAAUUAUGGUAAUACUGUACCCGUUAAUUAGUUACGUACUUUAGAUCCGUUAAUGGAUCUAAACAAAAGUUACUUAAUUUUCUCUCAC